AUGACAAUAGCUACACAAUUUGCCGAAACCACGCGUUAUUCCGCUACAAACCCAGAGUUAAGACGAAGGGUAUUACAAUUAUACCGUAGAUAUAUCAGAAACUCCCGAGAAUUUGCCAACUUGUACGAAUUAGAUAUGCCAGUAUCGAGCAUAAAGACGAAAAUCAGACAAGAGUUUGAAAGACAAAGGUUUGUUGAUGAUUUAUCUAUUAAAAACGUAUUGUAUAUGAAGGGACAAAUGGAGUUUCAAGAGUUGAUUAAUUUCUGGAAACAACAAUGCCAUGUGUUGAGAUAUUUCGAUGAUCAAAACGCUUAUAAUACUAUUGAUAAGAACGAUUUUGUUAAAAACUUUUUAAGAGGAAAUUGA
Lodderomyces margitis is the source of this 366-nucleotide messenger RNA. RefSeq lists its product as uncharacterized. NCBI's taxonomy places the organism in Eukaryota, Fungi, Ascomycota, Pichiomycetes, Serinales, Debaryomycetaceae. The record is from RefSeq and is a predicted model, not a curated record. The transcript has a single exon. Gene Ontology annotation, biological process: response to oxidative stress. The coding region runs from base 1 to 366 and encodes 121 amino acids.